CUAGUAAGCACAUCACAGCCAUCUAAUCACAAAGUGAAUAGGAUUAUUGGUAAUAUCUAAUUCCAUAAAAGCAUUUCUUGUCAGAGUUUCUACCACACAGUAAAAUGCUUGCGAAAUUAUAUCGGGAUUUCACAUAAAAACGUCUGCUGUACGGCCCGUGGUCAGCUUCUACACUACACCGACCUGAAAAGAGAGGCAUUACAGUUGACUCCGUUUCAAUUCCAGUAACAAAUCAAAGUUUUUUUGUUGCUUUUUGAAGAGAGAGAGUGCAAUGGAUUGGGGUGCUGUGGGUCGGCUUUGGGAAAAUUGGGUACUGCACAAUGUGGGCUCUUCAGGUCGACCACUUAAGGCGGCCCUUUUGAUUAAUUACGACCAAGCGGGGCCUUCUCGUCUGCUAUCCACCAUAUUGGUAUACUGUUGUACAAAUGGAUAUGCUGUAGUUUAUCUGAUCAAGCGUGCCGAGCAAGAGGGCAUAAAAGCCGAUCCAAUUGAAGUAAGUCAGUUUCUCAGCUUUGUUACGAGAAACAAACUCCAAAUGGGGAGCUUCUUUAUUGGGAGAAACCAAUAUCUUGUGACCUCGAUUCACGAGAGCUGGUUCUGUGCACGUUGUUUGAACACAACAAAGCAGGCCGGUGAAGGUGCUAUUGUAAUGCAGACAUCGGCUUUUCUAUUGGUUGGCAUAUAUGAGGGCUCGAUUGGACCUGCCUCUCGUGCGAUGGCUGCCGUUGAUCAGUUUUCGGGGCAGUUAACUCGAAGGAACCUUUGAAACUCAUCGAAUGAUCUUGAUAUAUAUUGCAUUUGGAAGGGAAACUGUUCAAUAGGUACAAAGGGAGACAUAUAUGAAUUUGGAAUACAUUAUAAUGUAAUGUGCUUUGGCUCAUUUUUAUGAUUCAAUUUUCAACCGUUUAUUUA
Molecule: messenger RNA, 912 nt
Organism: Striga asiatica
Lineage: Eukaryota; Viridiplantae; Streptophyta; Magnoliopsida; Lamiales; Orobanchaceae
Source: the annotation of a GenBank genome assembly